Xylaria bambusicola is the source of this 1459-nucleotide messenger RNA. Its product is annotated as NmrA family protein. NCBI's taxonomy places the organism in Eukaryota, Fungi, Ascomycota, Sordariomycetes, Xylariales, Xylariaceae. The record is from RefSeq and is a predicted model, not a curated record. The transcript has a single exon. Bases 232 to 1140 code for a protein of 302 amino acids.
AAGGAAUUUGUGGAAGCGGGGUGGUAUAUUACAUGGAGGUUUGAUGCGUGCUGAUUGCUGCAUUAGCUGAUCGCUAGGUGUGACUCAUAUAUGGGGGGAUGGAGCGACCGUAUUUCGUUUAAUUCUAGCACAAGAGUAUUAUAAAGCAAGUAUGUUCGGCACGAACACAAUCGUGAUGAAGGAAGGUAGCAUCAAGUUACAAUGAACUGGAUAUAAAAUUUAGUUCACGAUAUGCCUACCUACCUCAUCACCGGUGCGACUGGCCAACAGGGCCGUGCCACGAUCGAUGCCCUCCUCGCACGAGGCGCAAAGGUGCACGCUGUUGUCCGAGAUCCGAUGAAAGCAGCUUCUCUCGAGUUGGUAGCUCUGGGCGCCACUCUCUUCAAAGGGGACAAUGACGAUUUCGACGUAUUUCGUAAGGCGGCUCAGGGAUGUGCUGGUAUCUUCUUGAAUGUCAUGGAGCGGCCACAGAAUCCGGAACCAGAGAAGCAGGUAGAGGGAAUCCUCGUGGCGUGUAAAGAUGCGGGCCUCCAGCACGUAGUAGUGUCGACUUCGAGCUGGGCUGGUAACCGAGAGAAGUGGGAUAUUCCGGAGACCAAGACUGGGAGCAUAUUUGCCUUCAAUGAAGGUGAAGAGCUCAUUGAAGACGCUGUACGACGUUCCGGGCUUCAGUAUUACACCAUUCUUCGACCCUCGUGGUUCCAUUCAAACUACCUAGUCCCAGCAAUAGAUUCAUUCUAUCCUGAGCUUCGGGAGUCAGGCACACUUGUACAUUCAUACGAUCCGGGGGCUACAUUUCCCCACAUCAAUGUGGAAGACAUCGGCAAGUUUGCAGCCAUGGCACUAUCAGACCCGGCCAGAUUCAACGGUCAAGAAAUCGAGCUGUCCUCAGAGAACCUUGGUAUUGAAGCAGUGGCGGAAGCGAUUGGGAAAAUAACAGGAAAGCAGCCUACUAUUAGAAGAGCAACGGCCGAAGAGCCCGGGAAACCAUCUCACAUCACACAAUGGCAGAUCUGGGCAAACUCUGUGGACCUCAGAGUCGAUACUGAAAGCUUGAAGCGACAAUUUGAAUUUCGAUUUACCACUCUUGAGGAAUAUCUGGUGCAAGAGAAGGAACAACGAGGGCUAGAGUACUUUUAGUAGAAUCGCACUGGGGGUCUUAUUUGAGGCAAGUUAUUGGAGUAGCACUGAGUUGUGUUAAUUUGUAGGGUCCGUGACUGCGCUCAGAGAUCGAUGAGGUUGCUAGGAAUUAAUGUUUAUCAGUGCCAAGUAGCGCCGAGACAACCACAAGCUUGAGAUACACAUGUAAAUUAUGACAAAAGAAGAUGAUGUAAGACCGAAUGUGAAGAGGGUGAAAUCUGUACAUGAAAGACAUACCUUGGUUUGACCGGUAUCAUUAAUGUCGGCAUUGUGUAACGGAGUCACAAUUUACGUUGAUGAGACCAUGGACACUUGUCAG